This is a messenger RNA of Penicillium subrubescens, 873 nucleotides long. Its product is annotated as protoglobin family protein. The transcript is spliced from 3 exons. The record is from RefSeq and is a predicted model, not a curated record. NCBI's taxonomy places the organism in Eukaryota, Fungi, Ascomycota, Eurotiomycetes, Eurotiales, Aspergillaceae. Gene Ontology annotation, molecular function: heme binding; oxygen binding. Bases 1 to 873 code for a protein of 290 amino acids.
AUGCCCUGCGAUUACGGAUUGGAUCCAGCCGGCUUCGAGCCUAAGCACGUCGACCGAAAGGCACUCUAUGUCUCUCUGGAAGAGAGAAUCAAGUACUUGCAUGAUUUCCUUGACUUCAACUCUGCCGAUGUCGAAGCCCUGCAGAGUGGAUCCAAGUACCUCAAGCAACUCAUUCCCGCCGUUGUCAACCUUGUAUACAAGAAAAUCCUUCAAUAUGAUAUUACCUCGCGUGCUUUCCACACCCGAUCAACAGCCGUCGAGACCGAGCCAGACCAAGAGUGGUUGGAUGAAGAGGCACCCAAGAUACAGCGGCGCAAGAUGUUCCUUCGCUGGUACCUCGCCAAGCUGUGCCAGGAUCCCACGAGUAUUGACUUUUGGCGGUAUCUGAGCAAAGUCGGUUUGAUGCAUGCCGGUCAAGAGCGGUUACACCCCCUCAACAUUGAAUUCAUCCACAUCAACGCCUGCAUAGGCUUCAUGCAAGAUAUCUUCAGUGAAGCACUCCUCUCCCACCCACAACUCUCACUCCGCCGCAAGAUUGCGCUCGUUCGUGCCGUCAACAAGAUCCUUUGGAUCCAAAAUGAUCUAUUCGCCAAAUGGCGAGUCCGCGACGGCGAGGAGUACGCAGAUGAAAUGUCUGUGUACAGCUUUGGAUCUGAAAAGGAAGGAUAUAUCGGUGAUAAAAAGAUCUUGGGUAGUGAUUCCAGCAGCUCUACCGAUGAUGAUUCGGCUAGCAUUAUAAGCACCGUUGCGCCGUCGACACACACCACACAUACCAUUCAGACAGCGCAUGCCAAUAGCCCAAAGGCCUCGGUGUGUCCCUUUGCAGAGCUUGCCAAGGGUUCAGUUACUGAAACGAAAAUCUGGGCCAGUUGA